Notothenia coriiceps (black rockcod) is the source of this 836-nucleotide messenger RNA. RefSeq names its product ependymin-like. The transcript has 4 exons. Gene Ontology annotation, cellular component: lysosome; extracellular region. Bases 15 to 605 code for a protein of 196 amino acids. Lineage: Eukaryota; Metazoa; Chordata; Actinopteri; Perciformes; Nototheniidae. The record is from RefSeq and is a predicted model, not a curated record. Gene Ontology annotation, molecular function: calcium ion binding. Gene Ontology annotation, biological process: cell-matrix adhesion.
CCAGCUAUGUACAAAUGACAAUAAAAGCCUUGAAUCUUGAAACUCACAUGAUCUUUCUCCAGUCCACACAGAAGGAAAAUCUGUGGGUCUAUGCCAAGUACCUGUAUGAUGCAAUGGGACAGCGGAUCAGACUCAUGGAGCUGGGGACCUAUGAGAAUAAGACGUUCAGCUACGACGUUCUCCUGCUCUACAGAGAGGCUACCAUGUAUGAGAUUCACAGGCACAACCGCACAUGCAACAAAAGGCCUCUGAAGGGAGACUUCCAACCCAUGGUUAUCCCAAAAGAUGCGUCUCUGUUGGGCCAGGUUAUUUUAGGCAGCUCUUCCGGACCUGGAGAAGGACUCCUGGUCAACACUUGGACGGGGGAUCUCCCCGAGAAAGCAGGGAAGUUCAUGAGCACAGUGACUGAAUUUGGUUGCAUUCCUGUCACUACUGUGUUCCACACCGACCAGUUUGGAUGGGUGUUGUUUAGCUACUUUGACAAUGUCAUUGGGAUUUUGGACCCCCAAGAGCUUAACCCUCCAGCCUACUGCCAGCACGCGGAGAUGAAGGCUGGUGAUGAAGAGCCAGUGGACUUCUUCAGCUUGUUCAAUAAUAAGCACUGAGGGACACCUUUAACAUACCAUUUCAAAUGAAACAAAUAGAUCAUAGCCUUUUACUCCUGGAAAAAAUGUCAACAAAAUGAUGCAACCUAGACGGAUUUUUGAAAACUUUUUUCUUUUACAAUGUUCUGUCUUGAACUUAAGGCUGGAAUUAUGAAUGUUUUCUGAAGUAAAAUUGCCAUGUCACUUAAUCUUGUGAUUUCUAUCAAUAAAGAUAUAUGUAUAAAAAGCACA